CCGCGGGGCCGGGACGGCGCGGAGCGCGGGCGGCUGGCAGGGGCGCGCGCGGGCCGGCGCGAGCAGCUGGGCUCGGCGCAGCCAGCCAGGCGGCGCUCCUGCGGGCCCCGAACGUGCGGCUAGCCGGGCCCAGCGCCCAGCCCCGCGGGCGGCGGCGGCGGCUGGAGUGCAGGCGCAGGAGCAGGCGCGGGAGAGCGGCGCGGCAGGGAGGGAAGCCAGGGCGAGGCGAGGAGGUGGCGGGAGGAGGAGACAGCAGGGACAGGUGUCAAAUAAAGGAGGGCUCUCCUUAGCUGCCGAGGCAUCAUGGCCGCUAAGUCAGACGGGAGGCUGAAGAUGAAGAAGAGCAGCGACGUGGCGUUCACCCCGCUGCAGAACUCGGACAAUUCGGGCUCGGUGCAAGGACUGGCUACCGGCUUGCCGUCGGGUCCCGGAGCCGAGGACGCGGAGGCGGCUGGGGGCGGCUGCUGCCCGGACGGCGGCGGCUGCUCGCGCUGCUGCUGCUGCUGCGCGGGGAGCGGUGGCUCGGCGGGUUCGGGCGGCUCGGGCGGCGGCGGCCCGGGCGGCGGGGCAGGCUCGGCGGCGCUGUGCCUGCGCCUGGGAAGGGAGCAGCGGCGCUACUCGCUGUGGGACUGCCUCUGGAUCCUGGCCGCCGUGGCCGUGUACUUCGCGGACGUGGGAACGGACAUCUGGCUCGCCGUGGACUACUACCUGCGAGGCCAGCGCUGGUGGUUUGGGCUCACGCUCUUCUUCGUGGUGCUGGGCUCGCUCUCUGUGCAAGUCUUCAGCUUCCGCUGGUUUGUGCACGAUUUCAGCACCGAGGACAGCGCCACGGCCAUGGCCUCCAGCUGCCAGCAGCCUGGACCGGAUUGCAAGACAGUGGUCAGCGGUGGGUCUGCAGUUGGGGAAGGCGAGGCUCGCCCUUCUACGCCGCAGAGGCAAGCAUCCAACGCCAGCAAGAGCAACAUCGCCGCCACCAACAGCGGCAGCAUCAGCAACGAGGCCACCCGGACCAGCAGCAAACACAGGUCCUGUUCCUUCUGUAUCUGGCUUCUGCAGUCCCUCAUCCACAUCUUGCAGCUCGGGCAAGUCUGGAGGUAUUUGCACACGAUCUACUUGGGUAUUCGGAGUCGGCAGAGUGGGGAGAGCGGCAGGUGGCGGUUCUACUGGAGGAUGGUGUACGAGUACGCCGAUGUGAGCAUGCUGCACCUGCUCGCCACCUUUCUGGAGAGCGCUCCGCAGUUGGUCCUGCAGCUCUGCAUCAUCGUACAGACUCACAGCUUACAGGCCCUCCAAGGUUUCACAGCGGCAGCCUCCCUUGUGUCCUUGGCUUGGGCCCUAGCCUCCUACCAGAAGGCUCUCCGGGACUCCCGAGACGACAAAAAGCCCAUCAGCUACAUGGCCGUCAUCAUCCAGUUCUGCUGGCACUUCUUCACCAUCGCAGCCAGGGUCAUCACGUUCGCCCUCUUCGCCUCAGUGUUCCAGCUCUACUUCGGGAUCUUCAUUGUGCUCCACUGGUGCAUCAUGACCUUCUGGAUCGUCCACUGUGAGACGGAGUUCUGCAUCACCAAAUGGGAAGAGAUUGUGUUUGACAUGGUAGUGGGCAUCAUCUACAUCUUCAGUUGGUUCAAUGUCAAGGAAGGCAGGACACGCUGCAGGCUGUUCAUUUACUAUUUUGUAAUCCUUUUGGAAAACACAGCCUUGAGUGCCCUCUGGUACCUCUACAAAGCUCCCCAGAUUGCAGACGCCUUUGCCAUCCCGGCACUGUGUGUGGUUUUCAGCAGCUUUUUAACGGGCGUUGUUUUUAUGCUGAUGUACUAUGCCUUCUUCCACCCCAACGGGCCCAGAUUUGGGCAGUCACCAAGUUGUGCUUGUGACGACCCUGCUACUGCCUUCUCUCUGCCUCCAGAAGUGGCCACAAGCACUCUACGGUCCAUCUCCAACAACCGCAGUGUUGCUGGCGACCGCGACCAGAAGUUUUCAGAGCGGGAUGGAUGUGUCCCUGUGUUUCAGGUGAGACCAACCGCACCACCCACCCCGUCAUCUCGACCGCCACGGAUUGAAGAAUCAGUCAUUAAAAUUGACCUGUUCAGGAAUAGGUACCCGGCGUGGGAGAGACACGUGUUGGACCGGAGCCUGAGAAAGGCCAUUUUAGCAUUUGAAUGUUCCCCAUCUCCUCCAAGGCUGCAGUACAAGGACGAUGCCCUUAUUCAGGAGAGGCUGGAGUAUGAAACCACUUUAUAAAACAGAAGAAGCCACAAGAUCCCCAUGAAGAGAUGACAGCAGGGCUGUGGCAAUAGUGACCCUUCAUCAAAGUGCAGGGCAACGAGCUAUGUGUUCUUAGUCCAAACAUUGUCAUGGUAUGGUUUGAUCUUCCAUUAGCUGACUGCCUAUGGCUGGUGUCCCAUUCAAGAAGGCAGUGCUGAGAGUCUCUUACUCCACCUAAAGGGGCAAUGCCAGCCUAAUAUGACUGUUGUUACCAAAUUCCUCCAGCACAGGCUUGGAGCACAUUCACCGGAGGGUACCAUUAUUAUGAAAAAAAAAAAAAUGUUGCCUCUAAUCAUUAAGGUAUUUUGAUGGAGUUUACUGAUGUUUGUAUAAGUAUGUUCAUACGUACACACACACAUACACCUCCACCACCACCACCACCACCACUAUGACCACCAGCACCACCAGCGCUCUAUCAAGAGUUGAAGUGAAGCUGGAGAGAUGACCCAGUAGUUAAGAGCACUGACUGCUCUUCCAAAGGAGCCAGGUUUGAUUCUCAGCACCCACUUGGUGGCUCAUAACUGCCUGCAACUCCAGUUCCAGGAGCUCCAAUGCCCCCUGUUGGCCUCCUCUGGCACUGCACACACAUGGUGCACAGACAUAUAUGCAGGCAAAAUACCCAGACACGUAAAAUCAAAUUAAAUUUCAAAAAAAAGAGCUUAGGUAAUUUCCUUGAUGCAAAGUUCACAACAGACUCCGGGAAGGAAGCAACAGUGCUUAGAAAGAUGUCAUAAACCAUUUUCUCAUUGGAAACCAGUAGCAUAUGUGGCGAAGCCUGUGCAGGGGAUGGCAAACUCAAGUGUUUACACAUAUACUAGCAUUGAUCAAAUGGUUCUCUUUCUACACAUUUCAGGAUUUGUUUCUUACUCUAGGUUUUGCAGUUGAGGGCAUCUUUUAUGACAGAAAUCCUAUGCAGCCCAUGUGUGGCUUUGGAUGAGACCAAGUAGCUCAAAUCCAUGAUGGAAAUUAAAUUAUAGUCACGAUUCAGUAUUCAAUAGCAAAACUACAGUUUAUAUGCAAAGAGGAGGGGCAGAAGGAGAGUCAGAUUCUCAGGGGUGUGCAGUUGGUAUCAGAAUGCACCCACAGAGCCGCGGGAGAGGGAGGGCUGUUUCCAGGUACAGAGUGAGCAUGGCGAGUUGAUGUGAUUCUGGAAACCACAUGCCACGUCCUCCUAGAGUCAAACUGUGUCCAGCCCACAGAACUGAUAUGGAAUCCCCCAAAACAGAGAAGAAGUGGCAUCCCAAAGCAGACAAGAGAAGAAUAAUGAGGUUGUCCAGCUCUGUACAGACUUACCCUCUCCCACCCAAGGUCAAAGUGAUGUGUCUCUUCAAGACUUUGGGAAACCUUUUAGCAGGCGUGAGCACACAGAUGCAGUGUGGAUGCUUUAAGGAAACGGCCUGGACUGCUUGAGGGCAUACCACUCCAUCAGCUAAGAUGUGUACUCAAAUCAUCUGUAAAGUCUUGCUCUUACCACAAGCUUCUAAGUUUUAAAUACCUCCGUCCAGCAAGUAAACAUUCCCGCUUUCUGUUCUCAGUGUCCUUGGUCAUGGUGCUUUGCGUUGCAUUAAAAGUGCCGGUCAAACUUUGAUAGUAUUUUUUUAUAGUUGGUGCAGAGUGGAAUAACUCAUGGAUUAUUUCAAUAUUUUUGUAAUAAAAAUAUAGGGUGUACAUAUAGGCAUUGUUGCUUUUUUUAUAGACUUGGAAUUAUUUAAAAUACAUUAAAUGUCAUCUUCACUUGGGAUGUCAGAAUCCGGUCAACAGAUUCAUCAGCCUGCCUCAGCAGAUUGAAAACACUUGGCCCUGGAGACAUCACCUUCCUUUUUGCAAUUUGACGGCCCAGGAAUCUGACCAGGGUGCUAUCAGAGCAUCAAGUAAAGAGGGAAGUGGCCUAAUUAGAAAGGGCUUGCGAAGACUGAUCAGUGUCUCCCAGGAAAUCAAAGAUGGAAGUGAUUUCGUUCAUCCAUCCAUUAAGAACAAUCUGACCACAGUGGAAGAUGUCUUAAACUUCCUUCCCUGGUUUUAUACUAACCCAACUGAUGUAUUAAAGAUUAGUCAAGUCAUUAAAAAUAAAAAAGGAAGAAAGUCAGUUUCAUUUAAUUCUUCACUGAAAAUAGUCAAGAUCUAGAGCUACCACCCAUAAUGAAUGAGUCAUCCAAAGACUGUGGUCCCCAAAGUAACAUCCACAGGAAGGGACAGAGGGCUCAAAGCAAUUUUUUAAGACAGACAAUUUUUAUCAGACAAAUUUCCUAAUACUCAAUGAUUUGACCCUUCAAGCAAGAUUUCCACUACAAUUCACUAAUCUUUUGUUGGAAUGAAGAAAUAUUCCCUUGCUGCCAGUAAAGCUUCAGGAGGACCCUCGUCUUCUAGGCAAAUGGUGGACAUUAUCCUGUUCCAGUGUAGAAGGAAACCACGAUCAUUUGGGCAGUUCUCCGCCAGUGUGCAGAACCAUGCGCUAUCGACUUCAUUAGUUCCAAGACAACUUUCUACUGAUGAGCUUUGGAGUCUGCCUUUCCCAAGGGAUCUACAGCUCUGAUUGUGAGUGAACAACCGUUAACGUCACCAUAGUGACCAUCCAAACAAGCCAAUGGGAGCGCCCACUCUUGGAUCACGAAACACCUUGGAACUUGUCAAGUUUUACUGGAGAUGAAUUGCAGUUCAUUGAUCCAACAGACACUUAAACCUUGGAAAUUCUUGACUUGUACUAUUGUAAUCAAGCUACCAGGAGAGAUCACGAAUCAGCAGAUGGCAGAGGAGCACUUGUUCAGUGCUGUGCCCUGACGUGUCCACGCCUGAAGAGAACGACCUCUGAGAAGCAGAGCUGAGGAAAUCGUGCUACCUGGUCUCUCACCACAAAUGCCGUCAGUGUCUGUGGUAUCCAUCCUCUUUCUUUACCUUUUCUAGUAAGAACUGCUUUAAAAAAAAAAUAAGCCAAGGAAUUCCUGGGGGCUUGUAUAGCUCAGAGAGAUGGGUAUGGGUCAAAGGGACUUGCUUCAAGGGGAUGGAAACCCACUUGGAAAUGAAAAGAGUCUGUCAUCUUUUAAUAACUGAUCUUGAGUACCAUCGCCGCUUUUGGUUUGUUCCACGUCAGCAUGAUAAUAACCAAUGUGUAAAGCUUUCGUUGAUAAUUCAGUUUCAAAGGUGAAAUCUGCAGUUUGAACUUAAAGGGGUAGUUACAGAGUAAUUUGAUGCCUGACUUCCUAAAUGGUAACAUUACCAGUUCCAAGCCAGUAUCCAUUUCAACAAGGAAUUAACUAGCUUAUGGCUUCUCAGAUCACAUACAAUCUCGGUUAUGACCUGAAAGGUGACCAACCUAAUGCUAACAUUUUCAUUUACAAGAAGACAGGCGGACGGAGAAUUUACAACCGUGAUUUCUUUCAUUUCUCUUUUUCAAAUAAAGGUGAAAAUGAAGUUGUCAGAGUUCAGUUAUAGAGUAUGUGAGAGUGUGACGUGCGUGUGGCCUUAUUAAACUUUCCUUAUACUCUUUUGGCUUCGGUUUUAGAAGGUAGAUCUAGAUAAAAGAGUAAAAGUCGUCAAGUGUGUCCAUUAAGUGCUUUGGAAGAAGAAGAUGGAGUGCGGAUCGUUGUGUCCCCAUAAAAGCACCCUGGUGGCUCUCGCAGGAUGUUCCCAGAGCUUCUGAGAGCACCUCCUAGGAAUCCAUGCUGGUACCCAGGCGAGUGUUUUUGAGAGUGAUCUCUGUAUGUAACCAUUAAAAUUGAAUGGUAGAAAGGUAACCUUCACAGGCCAGACAACCAGAACUAACAUGCUGAAAAAUGCUUGUUUUCUAAACCUACCCCCUCCUGUGUAAUGUACCAUGAACUGGUUAACUGUGGGGACAUAGGAACAAUAACAGUGCUCCCUAAUAAGGCUUAGGAGUACGUGUGACCAUAAUCGUGUUGGGUACCAGGAUAGAAGAUUUCUAACAAAGUACAGAGCCAAGAAAAACCUCUUCAUCUCUUGUUAGGAACACUUAAGUUUUUGUUUUUUUUUAAAGUAGCCACGUAAACUAAUUUCUGCCAUUCCGUAAUUAUGGCAAUGCACAUGUCCUCUUAUAAAGGAACAAGGCCUGGCUAAUGUGGGAAGAUGGGGGUCAUAUAGGAAGCUCCAUUUCAAGACUGGCUCUUUCUAAGAAAACCUUAGCUCUGAUGGUUUUCCUUGAUUAGUGAUCCUGUAAUGCUCUGUACAUCAAGAGCUUCUGGUGAAUUAUAAAACAAGAGAUUAUAAAUCGCCCUUACUUAUUAAACAUAAAGUAUUUAAUUAUCCCUCUGUUAAUAACAAUGAGAUUCAGGGUUACCAUGGCCUUAUUCACCAUCCCAUUGUAAAUUAUGUCCAUCACAACAGGUCUCUGUUCAAACACACACAACCCAGUUCAGCCAGUAUCCUUCUCGCAACACAGUUUGGCUUUGAUUCCAUCAGUCGGCCACCUGAUCUGUGCGCCUAUUCCGAGACUCCUAAGUCUGCGCAAGUCAUUUUCAGAACAACAGAAGAAAACAAAAGAACAGUUAUGCAAUUUUCCCACCGAGACAAAAUACACUAGACUAUUGAUCACCCCAAAGGUCUGACUGUUCCUCAUGACUGGCUUCUUUGAAUUUUCCAGAUGAUUACCGAGCAAUUUUCACCAAACCAAAGUAGACACUGUAGCGUUCUUUAAAAGUAAAGACUGUCCAUCUGAAUGCAAUACCCCUAGGAGUAAUCAAGAAGUCGGCCACUCAAGCAGCACCUAUGGUUUUGUCGUGGCAUGCAAUUGGAAACUCUCUGCAAGAGUCCAGGAGUUCCAAGUUUAUGGUUUCCCAUCCUGUUGUCUGGUGUGCACACAGACAAACUGCUCAGGUGUGGCCGGUGGAACUUAACUUUCUGGCGUAGGAAUCUUUUGUUGGAGACAUUCUGCUGCUAAUGAUUCUCUUUGCUGUGCAAAGAGAAAUAAAUCAUGCAGAGCAAUUGUGGUCUACUUUUAUUUUCUUUCUGAAGGUGUGGGUGGAAGAGGUCGGGUGGCUGGGUGUCGGGUGUUCUAAACACAACUGCGUGAGGACCUCCUGAACAUGGCUGUUCUUGGAGACCUUGAGGCAGCUUUCCUACACAAGGAAACUUCUUUUAGCCUUUGCUAGAAUUAUGUUUUGUUAUUUUGUCAUUAUUCUGCUGUUUGUAAAUCUUAAAAAUUUACAAAAUCUACCGAAGAGAAUGGUUUAAGGAAAAUACAAAAUUUUUAACUUUUUAUUGUUCAAAUACAACUCUUUAUUUUACGUGUCACUUAUAAUAUCUUAAAGCUAAAAUUGUUUAAAUUGUUUGAUAGAAUUACUUCAUGGUGAAUGUUAUGACUACAGUUGUAGGAGAAAGGUUAUUUCCCCAAAUCAAACAAGUUGUUUGGGAUUCGAUUUGCUGAGGUCAUUCCAGUUUACAAGUGCUCGCUGCUUACUGUGAAUAUUGUAAUGUGAGGGUUUCCCUAGUUAAUCCUUGCCACGUUUCUCCAGGAACGGGGAAACAGACAUGCUGACCGCGAAGGAAAGCCGCCUUCCAGAAGGAGGGCUUCAGGCCUUAACACUGACCCAGGUGUGUUGAUUCCUGGUAACCUUGGAGAAUUGAUCCCGCUCCUUCUGAGCUGCUGGGUGGUGAAGAUGCGAAUGUCCUCAAGUCCAGUGAAGUUUGGCAGCAAAACACAACCUGUCUGACCUAUUUCCCUUUGAGAGCUCUUCAGCGACUCAGUGUACUCUGAGGCCCUUGUUGUAGGUGAACAAAGAUCUUGAAGAGGAAUUUGGCUAUGAAAACAUCUUGAAAGAUUUCCAAAAACAGUGCAAAGGUUCCCAAGGACCUAGGGAGGGUUUGCAUUGUGUGAAAUCCUACGUUCAGAGUCAAGAAUAACAUCAUGAGCAGAUGAUGAAAUUCCUCUCGAGUCUCUCCUUUCUUUAGAUGUAGUUACCUGAGCACCUAAACCUCACCACUAAGCCAUGUUUGUCCACUGCUACUAUGCUGUUUUGUACCCUACCCUGAACACAGCUGUGACCACAGUUGAGGUGCCCACGACCCCCCAAACACUGCUUACAUGCACCCUGAAGGUUUUGGCUUUCCUUUUUCUCUUGGGAUUUUUAAAUCAUCAGUCUCCGCACCUGUGUGGUACAGGUGAUAUUAAAAAAAAAAAAAAAAAAAAAAAAAAAAAAAACGAGUAAUUGAUUGGAAGUCGCACACAGAAAAGCUGUUUCCUUUAUGGUCUUCGAUUAUGAGGAGAUUGAUGUGAAAUUUAUAGAUUAGUAGGAAAGCGGAAAUCCCUGUGUUGAACAUUAUGAUUGUUUUUCAUGUGUUUAAAGAUAUUAUAUGAAACAAUAUCUUUUUACACUAUGGCGUGUAUUCCAUUCUGGGUACAGGCAUGAGGGCUUGUGGCAGAGACAGCAGUAAAGAAACCAAGAAUCUGUCCACACCUGGGUCCUAACCCCUACUCUAGCUCUUUACCUCACACUUACUUUGGCCUCAUUGAUUCCAUAUAAAAGAGUGAGGAUAUUUGUUUACCUACCUCAUAGGGCGUUGUAAAAAAUGCGAGAGCUGGUAAAGACUUGGGUUAGAGAGUACCACGCCUCUCUCUAAGUAGCAGGAGCGUGGAGAACCUUGUGUGCCACAGAGCUGAGAGGGGUGAGAAAUAGCUGUUCCAGUUAACACAAGAAACUUUUCCCUUAGAGGUCUAGGUAGAAAUUAUCAGCCUUUAAUGAGAACAAGCAGCUCUCAUAUAGACCUGGAGUGUCUCCAGGAAGAUAGGCCUCUUCUCAAUCACAUCGAAUUGUACUAAGUGUUCGUAAAUACAUCUAGAAAACCUGGCCCUUUCUGAUACCUCAGGAGUUGCAUGGCUGCCCCCAAUUUUUAGAAACAGGUACAGUCUAACUGGUGAUACCAACUGAAAUUCUAGAACCGAGUCCUGGAUGGCUAUAUUAUUAAGAUUUGAUUUGGAAUGAUUUAACUGGGUUUGUGUUUCAUUCCUAACACAACACCUUUGCCACAGAAGAACGUUGGAGCUCCCUUCCUGUUUAGUACUCUUGAGCUGAUUUGGCUUCACGUUAGAAAUGUAUUUCAAACAUUUCAGAGAAGUGCUUGUACAAUAGCUUCAGCAAUAUAUUGAAAUGAGUGGACCUGCAUAAAUGCAAUACACAGAAGUGAGUUCUAUGAAAGAUUUAAAAAGGCAGGAAGAUGUAGGAAAAACAGCCCCAGUGAAAUUUUGGACACCUCUACCAAAGCAAUGUGUCCCCUUGCUUUAAUGACUAAACUUAACCAGAACUAAAUGUAUACAAUAUGAGUUGGGGCUAUAAACAUUUGCAAGUUUUGAGUCAUAGGGGCAAUACUGUGAAGUAAGAAUAUACCCAUGAAACUAUGCUAGAACUAGGGGUAAUAUUUUAAGGAUGUGGCUUCUUUUGGUACCCUUGUUUAACAAUUAUACUCAUCUACAAAAUAAAUUUUAUAGUCUUAAAAAUUGAAAUAGUUUCCAAAUUUUCCCUUGAGGAAUGAAUUCAAAAUCAUACUGCACUUGAAUUACAUACUAUGUUGACUCCGAUAUAAUCUCUUCUGGACUCUAAAAUUUAUUUUCCAUUGGACUUAAAUUUAAAUUAAGAUUUAAAUUUUCAAAUUGGUUAAACAUUUCUAAUGCAUGACAUUAGGCUUUCUGCAGCAUGAGUAUAUCAUAGAAAAUUGUGUGACACCUUCAAACUAUCUGCACUGCCAGAAUAAACUGUUAGCACAGACUGGUCAUGUAAGCACCAGGCAUGAGUCAAAGGUAAUUUGGAUAUUCCUCAAUUUCUAUCCCCUUCUGGUAUCAAUAUUUUUCUACCCAAAAUGCAAAAGUGUAUCCUUUCUCUCAUGAAACUAAAGAUCAGUUUUUAUUCAGUUUUAUACAGAAACCUGAAGUCAACUAUUCGGUUGAAUUUCAGGUGGGUUUUCUGGGAUUAGCGCAAGGCCGUGGAGAGAACAUGCAACGGAGAGGUUUUAUCACCAAGUGCAGCACAGAACCUAAGCAUGCCAGGGCUGGACAGCUCUGGGAAGCAAUGGCUUAGGGUUUUCACCAGCAGAGAAAAGCACAGUGCCAACAACGCGUCCUUUAGCACAGAUGCAUGUGAUUACUCACCCCAGGCCCAUCAUUCGGCAAGCGCCACAUAUCUGAUUGUUUGUAAGUACAACUGCCAAGUUCUAUGGCUGCAUCUGGCUAACAUUCUUUUCAAUGAACAAGUGAUAAACCCGGACACACAGAGAUAAAUUGUCGUCUGAUUAAAAGAAAAAUCUCCCAGUUUAUUUAUAUCAACUAUAUCAAUAAUGUAUUACCUUCACAAAGCUUUCUCAUUCACUCUUUGGUCAAUUGUUUGUUUAAGCCUCACUUUCUCUCUUCAGUGGGGUAAAAUGGAAGAGGACAUGGUUGACCUGAAUGGGAAUCUUGCUUCUGAUAAAAAGAAAGAGAGAGAGAGAGAGAGAGAGAGAGAGA
Molecule: messenger RNA, 10708 nt
Organism: Chionomys nivalis (European snow vole)
Lineage: Eukaryota; Metazoa; Chordata; Mammalia; Rodentia; Cricetidae
Gene: Xkr4
Product: XK related 4
Exons: 4
Coding region: 304-2241 (645 amino acids)
Biological process (GO): engulfment of apoptotic cell; phosphatidylserine exposure on apoptotic cell surface; apoptotic process involved in development
Cellular component (GO): plasma membrane
Source: RefSeq, a predicted model, not a curated record